AUGCCUUCAGGCCAACCGAGUUUAGGUCUGACAGCUCUCAAGGUCCUCGCAAACGCUGUUACCUGGCCUCAAGCAUUUGACGGUGUAAUCUUCUGCAUUGUGGCUCGAAGGAUGGGCUGCCCCGUCUCUCCUGUGAAGUCUGUUGCAUGUGAAGAAGAUGGGAUUGUCGCGGGUGUGAAGCUAGUGCCUGAUCCUUCCCUACCCGUCGAAUUUGACCUGAACCUCAACCAAACCACAAAACUCUUUUGA
This is a messenger RNA of Pseudocercospora fijiensis CIRAD86, 249 nucleotides long. RefSeq lists its product as uncharacterized. The record is from RefSeq and is a predicted model, not a curated record. The transcript is spliced from 6 exons. NCBI's taxonomy places the organism in Eukaryota, Fungi, Ascomycota, Dothideomycetes, Mycosphaerellales, Mycosphaerellaceae. The coding region runs from base 1 to 249 and encodes 82 amino acids.